AUGACUGCUGAGAACUGCACUGUGUUUACUGACUUCAUAUUCUUAGGACUUUCCGGGAGACAAGAUGUGCAGCAGGGGCUCUUCCUGCUCUCCCUGCUGGUUUAUGGUAUAACUGUGGUUGCCAAUGUCGGGAUGGUUCUGCUGAUCAAGAUGGACCCCAGACUGCACACACCCAUGUAUUAUUUCCUGAGCAAUCUGUCCUUCUGUGACAUCUGCUAUUCUUCUACUGUCUGUCCCAAGAUGCUGGCUGAUUUCCUAUCUGAGCAAAAAAGAAUUCCAUAUGAGGUAUGUGCCAUCCAGAUGUACUUUUUUGGAGCCUUUGCAGAUGUGGAAUGUCUCAUGUUGGCUGUCAUGGCUUAUGACCGUUAUGUGGCCAUUUGCAAUGCACUUCUUUAUACAGUUUCCAUGUCCAGAAGACUCUGUUCCCAGCUAAUAUCUGUUGUCUACCUGGAAGGUUUGGUAGAUUCAGCAAUCCACACCUGUUGUACAUUUCGAUUAUCAUUUUGCAGUUCCAAUGUCAUCAAUCACUUUUUCUGUGACUUCCCGGCCUUGCUAGCCCUCUCCUCCUCAGAUACAUCCAUCAAUGAGAUAAUGCUGUUCAUAUCCAGUAGUUGUGUUGUGGGGACCAGCAUUAUCACUGUCCUCCUCUCCUACAGCUACAUCAUAACAACCAUCCUUAGGAUGAACUCGGCUGAGGGGAGACGCAAAGCUUUCUCUACCUGUGCUUCCCACUUAACCGCUGUGGCUAUAUUUCAUGGCACACUCUUGUUCAUGUAUUUCAGACCCAGCUCCAGUUACUCCAUGGACACGGACAAAAUGGUCUCUAUCUUUUACACAGUUGUCAUCCCCAUGUUAAACCCACUGAUCUAUAGCUUAAGGAAUAAGGAUGUAAAAGGUGCCCUAAAAAAAGCAAUCAACACUAAAUUAUGUUCUGGGUGAUAUAGUACUUUCAUCCUAAAGUAUUUAAAGAUUCUAAGAGAAGCAGUGCAGGAACUUUGACAUAGAUUCUUGUAGUCUUACUAGUACAGUUUCUGAAUAUUUUCCACUACUUACACUUUCACCUAAAUCAGUUUAGGGAACAGUCGUUACACUAAACUCUCCAAACUAAGGAAGAGUAGUAAUAGGAUCACUCUUCUGUUUUGCAGAGAGGGUUUUUUUUACACCUCUUUUUUCUUUUCUUGGAGAAGUCUCAGCGAGAUGUCAUGCACAGAGCAACCCCCACCCAUGUUAAUUUUACUUACCUUCCUAAAGGCUCCUAUUUAUUUAUUUAUUCUAACAAUAGGCUUAAUAAACUUGCUGAGUCAGAUGAGAGUGUUAGUGGGUCAAAAUAGGUUUGUUUAUAUCCUUUUCAUGUAUUUAUUUCACC
This is a messenger RNA of Bubalus bubalis (water buffalo), 1366 nucleotides long. RefSeq names its product olfactory receptor 5W2-like. The transcript has a single exon. Gene Ontology annotation, biological process: sensory perception of smell; G protein-coupled receptor signaling pathway. The coding region runs from base 1 to 939 and encodes 312 amino acids. The record is from RefSeq and is a predicted model, not a curated record. Gene Ontology annotation, cellular component: membrane. NCBI's taxonomy places the organism in Eukaryota, Metazoa, Chordata, Mammalia, Artiodactyla, Bovidae. Gene Ontology annotation, molecular function: G protein-coupled receptor activity; odorant binding; olfactory receptor activity.